UUUUGAUGACCUAAGAAACACAAACACGAGUCAACGAGAUGGCGCAACCAAACGUGAUACUGUUACAUGAUUGGCUACUAGGCGUGUCACUCCAUACGUUGCUAGGUACCAGAGGACGAGAGCCGGCGGAGCUAGCGGCCGGCGGAGCUAGACUCUUUGCACCGGUUUCUUCCAACGAGGAAAAAAAAAAGAUCGAAACGUUCUAUCGAACGCAUUUCCUAUUGAUAUUGAUUACGUGUCUAUCGCGAUACAUAUCGUUAUCGUUUUAUCGCCCAGCCCUACUGCAUAGUGCACUAUGUUGUGAGUAGGGGGUGAUCAGCCUCUGAAACACUUCCGGGUCACUCCACCUUCCUUAGCAGCCCUCUGGAGCGCUGCCGUGACAUGAAUAGUGAAACGAAUCGCAGAUGCGCGAACAACACAGCACUGCGGAGAACGGGCCGACACUGACUGCAGUGCAACGCCGCACCACAGCGAGCCGUCCACGCCGGUAGACCCACGCACACGAUGCCUUCUCCUAAAGCCAAAGCCCCCGCUCGCAGCGGAGGGAGCCCGGUGCUCGGCAGCGCCAACGGCCGCUUCGAGUUCAUGUCGCUGACGAAGCCGCUGAGCCGGUCGUCGACGCCGCCGCACCUCCUCCAGCGGCAGGGCACCGACUCGCCCGCCGCCCGGCUCCGCGCCUCGGAGAGCCCCACGCGGCGCCGCGGGUCCAGCUCGUCCACGGGCUCGGCGAGCGGCCAGGCGCCGCCGGAGGAGGACGGCAUACGGCUCAACCCGUCGUUCUUCCGCGUGGCGCUCAGCUCGCUGCUCGCCAUCGACCUGUGGCUGUCCAAGCGGCUCGGCGUGUGCGCCUGCGAGGACUCGUCCUGCGGCAGCGUGCGCCCCCUGAUGAAGCUGAUCGAGAUCUCGGGCCACGGCAUCCCCUGGCUGGUGGGCACCGCCUACUGCAUGUACAAGAGCGACAGCGCCGCGGGGCAGGAAGUCAUGCUCAACCUCUUCAUGGGCCUGCUGUUGGAUCUCGUCCUGGUUGGCAUCGUUAAGGCGGUGGUUCGUCGGCGUCGGCCGGCACAUAACCGCAUGGACAUGUUUGCCACCUUUUCUGUGGACCGCUACUCCUUUCCUUCUGGCCAUGCAACCCGUGCAGCCAUGUGUGGGCGUUUUUUGCUGGCUCACCUCGUGCUGGCCGCCCCACUCAGGGUCCUUGUCCUGCUGUGGGCCGGCCUGGUGGGGCUGAGCCGCGUGCUGCUGGGCAGGCACAAUGUGACUGAUGUGGUCUUUGGGUUCUGGAUGGGCUACUGGCAGUACAACCUGGUGGAGAUGCUGUGGCUCUCGCCUCAAACCCUGCAGGAGAUGCUGGGGCAGUAAGAUCAUCAUUAGGGACUGGAGAGGAAGGAAAUGUGGCAUUUUUAAAUAUUGAUUGUAGGAGCGCCUGCACACCAGCUGUCCUUUAGAUUGAUGAGAGAUGAUCGAUGGUUGUUUAUCUAUAGAGGAGAUCUCUAUCGCACUCAUUUUUCUUCUUUUGUUAUCUGACAGUAAUCUUCCGGCAGAAGCGGCCUCAUUUCAUUCUGUUUACCUCCUGAAGUCACUUCCGUUUCCCUCACUGACCUGAGUCACCUGCAGUCUGAAGUAUGGGAGUUGUUUUGCACCCUGGAAAUUAGUUUGAAUGCAAGUAUGAAUAAGAGUCAAUUUAUUAUCUAUUAUCUUUAUUUUUCACUUUGAAUAGACACCUCCUGUGAUUUGUUCCUGUAUUGUGGGACAGAGGAUUGGUUUAUGAACAGCAGCACAGUUUUUAUUUGGAUUUCAUCAGUUAAAAAUCUGUAGAGAAUUUUUAACACAUUCUGCUUGCCUGCAGCAUUUUAGUGCACACAUUCAAACAGCUUGAUUUGCUAAUGUAGGUCAGGAAUAUAAUUUUUUUCCCCAGAUUUAACGUCCUGAUUUGACCUGUCCUGAUUUACCUUGUCCUGAUUUGACAUCUUUUGCCACGGCCUUGGAGAGAGCUGUGAUUAUAUGCUCUAAUGAUUUCACAGGUGUGGUUGUUCACUUCAGUAAUAUAAAGUCACCAUUUGCCCCACCUAGGUUCCUGCUUUUCAUUCGGUGUGGGAUAAUUGCAGUGAAAUGCGAACUGUAACUGGCAGUGACUCUCAUAGACACCUGUAAUUUAAAGCAAGUUAAAUACAGUAAAACAAAAGUAAAUGGUACAUCAGUUGCUGUAUCCAAAGCUGUUUUACCUGAUUAAAUUCCUUGUUCAGUACCACAGACUAACGACUAGACGACCAACGGCUCACAAACGCAAUUUCUCCCACUGAAGCAGAGUUCGUGGGUGCACCCUGCCCACCUGCAUUUACCUGUCCUCUUUCUUGAGGGUGAUUUCUAGAAACUGAUCUUGGUAUUAACAAUAUAUUUUUAAGUUGCAGUCCAUACUCAUGUUCGCCUACAGCUCUCUCCUCAGCCACACAGUAAACAAUAAUCAUGACCACAUCUGGUAGAAUAGACUUUAUAUUAUCUCGAGUAAACACAUCCAAACCACCAUAAACACCAUUAACCACUGUUGAAUUAAAUGAUUGCUAAUCAGCAAUCUGCAUAUAGGUAAUACACCUACACACCUUAAUUAUUGCAUGCAUUUAAAACACUUAGAGAAAGUUUUAUCAUGCAAAAUAUGGUUGUCAUGUUUGAUUUAUAAACCUCCUCAAAACUGUAUCACUUCUUUAUAGAUCAGAUUUUAUUUAAUAAGUAUCAUGGUCUAAGCAUAAAAAAUCUAUUUCCUAAACAAUUUAUCCACGUCAGAAGAAGAAGAAGUAGUGUGUGGGCGUCCUCUUCUCUAAUCAUUGACCAUUUCAACUGGUGUUGGCUAAAGAACUACUGUACAGUUCACUUGUCUAUUUAACGAACACAGUUUAUUUAUUGGAUGGACUUGAGUCUUAGGGGGCUUCUUUCUUUACAUCUGCAUUGUGAAGUAGUGAGUCAUCCAUUUAUUAAAUAUAACCCGAUAAUGUUAUGUUGAGUAAAUGGUAAGAGUCACUGAUUUGCUGUUUCACUUCAGCGCAACGAUAAUGACUGUACACUUAUGAUUCAUGGAUUUGUCUUCAUGCGUUGGAAUUGCAUAAAAACAUACUUUCUUUGUUUACACAACACAGCAAGUUAAAUAAUAUGAUCAGCUGUUGUUUUUUAAGGGAUAUUGGCCUGUAGUUUGGCAACAAAAUGAGAUCUGUGCAAUUGGAAAAUAAGCUGUGAGUCUGUUUAUACAGUUUUCAAUCAAAGUCUCUUUCUGAUUCCAUGAAACUCGUAUUAAUCAAAAUUUGUGGGAGUUUUGGGGCAGUGUGCCUCUCGUCUGCUCAAAAGCUCUCACCUCUGAGUUUGACUUAUGAAAUAAAUCUUGGAGGACGGAAGAAAUAAGAACAUUCCUGAAAUGCAUUCAGCUCUAUAACAAACUUGAUAUCUAGAUUUGAUUGAGGGUUAUACUGGCUACGGUCAUAACCUCACAAUCGAAAUCUCAGUCAAUGAAUAUAUCUAUAUAUAAAUGGGCCUAUGUGGCACUUUAAAGUAAUCCACUAUUUAAGAAAAGAAGAAAAAAGCCUGAAUGGGGCUGUGUAACGAAGCGAGUCAUGUCACGUCAGUAUGUUGGCAUCAAGUUAGGUUGGGUGUCUCAACUGUUUAAUCUGUUAUGUAAUGACCCGGUGCACUGCCAGGGGUCAUCGAUCAGUGAACAGGUCAGCGAAGUACUAGAUGCCAAGAGCAGCUGCAAAAAAUAUAAGUAACAAUGAUUUUUUAAUUAUUGUUCUUUGUGACAUUCAUGACAGUUUUGUGGAAACAAUCUCUCAUCCACUAACUCUGACGAAAUGUGACGUCAUGUGAUGCUGUCGCAGUCUCAGUUGGAAGAUUCAAGGCAAUAAUCUGGUUUGGGAUUAAUAGUUAAUUAUUGAACUGUUGGAAAUAACUGAUGAUGAAGGAAUGCUGCUGUGACCUGCUCAACUGGUUUAAUUACAACAUCUACAGCACACUGUAUGCAUGUCUGAGCGUUGAUCCCUCCCAACACUGAUGUCCCAUUGACAGGUCAUAGGGCUGUUGAGGACGGUGCACGUACUGCUUCCUAGAAUCAGCGAGUUUGAUGAUUGAACCACAUCUAUGCACCAACACACUGAUUCAGAGUUCAUUGCCAAAGCUGAGAUCAAACAUUAACAUUAUAAAUUUGGGAGAGCGGUUGCACAACAGUUUUGCUUACCUCGCGCGCGCACACACACACACACACACACACACACACACACACACACACACACACACACACACACACACACACUGUAGCACUGCCAGAAACCAGAAUUUGUUCAUCUGCAGGUGCACUUUGAUUUGGUGUGGUGGUCUGUUUUAAUUUGUCUAUUAUUUUUGGUCAGAUAUGUGAAUACUUGGUUUCUGUGUGAAUCAAUUUCAGCUAUUCACAAAUUACUCAACAGUUUUAAAUGUGUGUGUGUGUGUGUGUGUGUGUGUGUGUGUGUGUGUGUGUGUGUGUGUGUGUGUGUGUGUGUGUGUGUGUGUGUGUGUGUGUGUGUGUGUGUGUGUGUGUGUGUGUGUGUGUGUGUGUGUGUGUGUGUGUGUGUGUGUGUGUGUGUGUACAGUAGCUUCUACAAGUGAUGUUCUUCACCUCCUGAAAGUUUUCUGACUUUGAGAUGAACCAGAUGUAACAGACUGUUCUAUAUACUGGUGCCGCAUUGUAGACUGUCAUUGAUCCCUCACAUGCUAUUCUUUCUUUCUGCAAUAAAUGACCAACGAUAUUCCCCAUGUGAGCAAUUAGAUAUAAGCAAGUGGCAAAUGAGGUGCCAGCCUCUUCAUUCCACUGGACGUCUGAGGCAAAUCUAAUAUGCUGAAUAGUGACCAAAUACGUUUUAUGAUUGACUUCUGUGUUUUACGUCUUGAUGUUGGGAAGAAUCAGAAAAAUAAGACAAAAUGUUAAUCAUCGUUUUCACAGGGUUUGGAAAUGAUUUUGCACAAACCACCUGUUUACACCAUCGUUUAAAUAGAUGCAUUUAUUUAUUUAUUCAGCUUGCACAUUGUGAAACAUGAAGCCAGCUCCAAUAUACUUCACUGCACUCAGUUUUGCCUGCUAUAUAAUAUAAAUUGUUAAUGCAUUUACUUUAAUGUCUUUUAGACAUGUGAUUACACUGUGUUAUAUUCAAUAUUCUCUCAGGAGUUAUUCCUGAAUGAUUGGAUUGUAGUUUUCUGAUUUUCGAAUAAAUGGGGAACAAAUCUUAA
Scophthalmus maximus (turbot) is the source of this 5241-nucleotide messenger RNA. RefSeq names its product phospholipid phosphatase 6 (gene plpp6). Lineage: Eukaryota; Metazoa; Chordata; Actinopteri; Pleuronectiformes; Scophthalmidae. Gene Ontology annotation, molecular function: sphingosine-1-phosphate phosphatase activity. The record is from RefSeq and is a predicted model, not a curated record. Bases 505 to 1362 code for a protein of 285 amino acids. The transcript has 2 exons.